Heterostelium album PN500 is the source of this 474-nucleotide messenger RNA. It is a transcript of the gene ebp, whose product is annotated as putative 3-beta-hydroxysteroid-Delta(8),Delta(7)-isomerase. Gene Ontology annotation, molecular function: cholestenol delta-isomerase activity; steroid Delta-isomerase activity; C-8 sterol isomerase activity. Gene Ontology annotation, biological process: sterol biosynthetic process. The record is from RefSeq and is a predicted model, not a curated record. NCBI's taxonomy places the organism in Eukaryota, Evosea, Eumycetozoa, Acytosteliales, Acytosteliaceae. Gene Ontology annotation, cellular component: endoplasmic reticulum; membrane. The transcript has a single exon. The coding region runs from base 1 to 474 and encodes 157 amino acids.
AUGUAUACAUUCGUUCCAUUGGCAGCAUUGACUGGUAUUUGUGUCUUGUUGGCACUCACCGUCAAGAAGGAAAAGUUGGUUGUUUUCUGGUUGUUAUGGUCAGGUCUCAUUCACAUCAUCUUGGAAGGUAGCUAUGGUUUCUUUGCCCACGAAGUCACCGAGCCAUCCAAGGUCGACUUCAUGGUGAAGAUGUUCGAAGACGUCCCAAUGGAGAAGGCAUUGGACCUCCACUGGUACGCCUCACUCUACUCGCAAUACGCCAAGUACGACCUUCGUUAUGCCAUUGCUGACCCAAUGGUUGUCUUCUUUCUGCUUCCUCGAGUUGGUCCAAGGAACUGCUUGUUUCUUGUUGGUGUUGUCGGUGAUCUUCCAAUCGCGUAUCCGUCACGCCCUCCAAAUCUUCCUCUGCUCGCUCCAAGCUCUCGGAACCGUCUUCUACUUUAUCACACCAUACAUCUACGGAAAGUGGGCUGA